UGACCAUUUUGUCUCAAGUUGGCCCUUCCUUUGCUCCACUCUUUAAAUCCCCCACCAGUCGUCCAUUCUGCUUACCUCUCCAAAGAUCCAGCCCCAACUUACCCCUCUGUAAAGGAAAGAUAGAGAUGGAACUGGAACACCAGCCGACCAGAUGGGAGGGCUAUGUGGAUUGGAGAAACAGGCCUGCACUUCGUGGCCUCCAUGGUGGCAUGCUUGCUGCUUCCUACGUCUUGGGUGUGGAGAUAUUGGAGAACCUGGCGUAUCUAGCAAAUGCUAGCAAUUUGGUGAUAUAUUUAUCUGAGUAUAUGCACUUAUCUCCAUCCAAAUCGGCCAAUAAUGUCACGAAUUUCAUGGGGACGUCCUUUCUUUUGGCCCUUCUUGGAGGUUUCCUGGCUGAUACUUUUUUCACUACCUAUCACAUCUUCCUGAUAAGUGCAGCUAUUGAAUUCCUGGGCUUGGUGAUACUGACAGUGCAAGCUCGGUCAUCUUCCCUGAAGCCCCCAGCUUGUAACCCAAGCAACCCCACAAUCCCAUGUCAACAAAUUGAUGGUGCGAAAGCAGCAAUGCUGUUCACAGGCCUUUAUCUGGUGGCGCUUGGCGUUGGAGGGAUAAAAGGAUCAUUGCCGGCUCACGGGGCGGAGCAGUUUGACGAGAGCACUCCUCAAGGAAGGAAGCAGAGAUCGACCUUCUUCAAUUACUUUGUCUUCUGUCUCUCAUGUGGAGCCCUGAUCGCAGUCACAUUUGUUGUGUGGGUUGAAGAUAACAAAGGGUGGGUGUGGGGCUUUGGAAUCUCUACCAUUGCAAUACUCCUUUCUAUCGCAAUCUUUCUUGCUGGAUCAGCAGCUUACAGGAAUAAAAUACCUUCUGGCAGUCCACUUGCAACCAUUUCCAAGGUUUUGGUUGCUGCUGGAGUUAACACUUGUAUGAGCAGAAGUUCAGGCAAUGCCAUUUCAAGCCUGACAACGAGCCCUUCCAAUCCAAAUCCAACCAGCAAGGAUGCAAUAGAUAAUUCCAUAGCAGUUAUGCCUGCUGAAACCCCAACAAAAAGCCUCGAAUGGCUUAACAAAGCGGUGGUAAACAAGCCAAUCCACUCAGCACUAGAAUGCACUGUAAAGCAAGUGGAAGAGGUCAAGAUUGUGAUAAAAAUCUUUCCCAUAUUUGCUUGCACCAUCAUGCUCAAUUGCUGUCUUGCUCAGCUUUCCACGUUUUCUGUACAACAAGCUGAUACCAUGGACACCGAACUCGGUUCCUUGAAAGUCCCGCCAGCUUCCCUUCCCGUGUUUCCUGUGGUCUUCAUUAUGAUGCUAGCACCCGUUUAUGACCACCUCAUCAUUCCAUUCGCUGGGAAGUUAACCAAGUCUGAAAUGGGAAUCACUCAUCUGCAACGAAUUGGCAUCGGAUUGGUUCUUUCCAUAAUAGCAAUGGCAGUGGCAGCUCUUGUUGAGAUUAAGAGGAAGAGAGUUGCUGCAAAUUCAGGGCUAGUUGACAAAUUGCCAAUUACGUUCUUCUGGAUAGCCUUUCAGUAUUUAUUCCUAGGAUCAGCUGAUCUUUUCACCUUGGCAGGGUUGUUGGAAUUUUUCUUCACCGAGGCACCCGCAGGAAUGAGAUCUUUGGCUAUGUCUCUCUCUUGGGCCUCCCUGGCAAUGGGGUACUACCUCAGCUCAGUGAUUGUAUCAAUAGUUAACAAUGUUACAGGUAACUCCAAGAAUAGGCCAUGGCUAUCAGGCACGAACAUCAACCACCAUCAUCUGGAACGAUUCUACUGGCUCUUGUGUGUGUUGAGUGUUCUGAAUUUCUUACAUUACCUUUUCUGGGCCACCCGGUAUAAGUACUCAACAAGAAUCAAGAACUAAAUCGAAGUGAUAAAGGAGAACAAGUAAUUGCUUCUUCAUACCACAUCAAACGGUCUUGCUCAGCAUCUCGAAAUCCAAAUCUCCCGGCUGAAUAUAUACAAGAGCAGCUGCCGGACUUGAUUACAGUCCGGCUAAUUCAUGCUGAUUGCUGUUGCGGGUUCCUGUUUCCUGCCUAGGUUAAAAAGACUUGGACAGAAGAAGAUGGGGUGUGGUACCACAGCAUGUACAAUAUUUUGAACUGAUUUAGUUGUUUAUGAAUUGAAUUACACUCUUGUGGCUACCG
This is a messenger RNA of Populus euphratica (Euphrates poplar), 2136 nucleotides long. Its product is annotated as protein NRT1/ PTR FAMILY 4.6. Gene Ontology annotation, biological process: transmembrane transport. The transcript is spliced from 5 exons. Gene Ontology annotation, molecular function: transmembrane transporter activity. The coding region runs from base 126 to 1853 and encodes 575 amino acids. The record is from RefSeq and is a predicted model, not a curated record. Gene Ontology annotation, cellular component: membrane. Lineage: Eukaryota; Viridiplantae; Streptophyta; Magnoliopsida; Malpighiales; Salicaceae.